Messenger RNA from Trypanosoma conorhini, 3501 nucleotides. RefSeq lists its product as uncharacterized. Bases 1 to 3501 code for a protein of 1166 amino acids. The transcript has a single exon. Lineage: Eukaryota; Euglenozoa; Kinetoplastea; Trypanosomatida; Trypanosomatidae. The record is from RefSeq and is a predicted model, not a curated record.
AUGUCUAACUUCUCACGUGAGGCGACAAAAAUUUUGCGGGCAGCGGAGGACGCACUUUCCGGUAGACGGCCGGCGGCGCAGCAGGAGGUGUGGGAGCGCUGCGACGACGUCAAGGGCGCGGCGCCCGGCGCUCCGCCGGUGCUGGAGCUGCAGCGCCAGCUCCGCGUGGCGGUGGCGGAGAUCGGGGACCUCCGCAGCGAGCUGUUGGCGGAGCGGGAGUCCCGCUCGCAGACGAUCGCCGCGUUGGGGCGGCGUUGGAAGGAGGAGAUGCUGGUGGAGCUGCGCGCCGCGGGGUACCAGUCGCGCCGCGCACUCGCGGAGCUCGAGGCGAACGUGCAGCAGCAGCGCAAGGAGGAGGCGACGGCGCGGGCGGUGAUGCAGCGGCAGCUGGACGAGGCCCUCCGCUGCGCCAAGGUGCGGGACCGCUCGCAGUUCGAGCAGCAGGAGCGUCUACAAGAGCAGCUGGACGGCCUUCGCGAGCGGCUGGAGGCGGCCGUGGCGGAGUGCGGUUUGCUGCGUGUGGAGUCGGCGCAGCAGCUCGAGAAGGAGCGCGCCGCCCUCGCCCAGCGGCUGGACGUGGAGCUGCUGCGGUACCUCGACAUGCGCCGCGACGACCAGCGGGAGCGUGAGGCGUUGAAGCAGCAGCUGAGGGCGGACGUCGCCGCGGCAGGCGGCCAGGUGAAGGAGCUAGUCGACGCGGCCUGGCGAACCCACGCGACGGCGCUUGAGCGCACCCUGCGCGAGCCGCUGGACGGCUUCGCGCGGCAAAUUGCACGUCACGAGGAGCUCGUCGCCGGCGUGGACGCCAAGGUGCACGACUGCACCACCGCAUGCCACGCGGAGGUGCGACUGCAGACGGUCACGCUGAAGGAGCGCCUGGGGGCUUUGGAAUCCAGCAGCGCCGUCACCGCCUCCCGCAUGGACCGCGCGGAGCGCAAGGCGGACGCUGCGCAAGAGGCCGUGAGUCGCGUGGACGCCAACGUCGGUGUUGCGCGCGACACGGCGGAGCGGGCGCAGGCGCAGGCGCAGCGGGCGGCGGAGCGGGCGCAGCGCAUGGAAGACACCGUGCAGGACCGUGAUGCGCGGUUGACGCAGAUUGAAAGCCAACUUGGCGCUGCCGCGACGGCGGAAAAACUACGGGCCGAAAUCGAGGGCGUUCGCCGCGCCGCACUACGCGCCGAGAGCGGCGUUGAUGCGUUGCGGCAGGUGUGCGAGCGCGACGAGCAGCUGGCGGAGCACACCCGCCGUGUGGUUGAGGGCUACACGGACCGAAUAGAGGGGUGUGAGCAGCUGGUGCACCGGCUUCGUGCCGCGGUGGAGACGGUGGAGGGACGCGUGCCGCAGCUGCAGCAGCGCACCGCCGCGCUAGAGGAGACACGCGAGGGCCUCGUCGCCUCCGCCGCCCGCCUUGACGAUGUGGUGGCGCAGGUUGGUCAGCGUGUGCAGAGCGUGGAGGCGGCGGCGAGGGGCGUUGGCGAGCGCCUCGAGCAGUCACGGCGUGACGCCCUCGCCGGACUGCAGUCCGUCACCGCGCGGCUGGAGCACGCCAAUGACAUGGCACUGCGUAGCGAGACGAGCAGCGCGGCGGCGCGCGCGGAGGUGGACCGCAUGGACCGUCGCAUCCGUGAGAUUGAGUCACAGGCGGGGCGCUUCUCAGCCGACGCCACGGAGCUUCGCGCGGCCGCCGAGGACCACGCGAAGGGCGUCGCCACGCUGCUGAGCCGCCUUCAGCAGACACGCGAGUGGCAGGAGCAGCGUGAGGCCCGCGUGGAUGCCGCCAUGGAGACGGCCGAGGCGCAGCUCACCACGAUCACGGAGCAGAUGUCUAGCCGGCUGGAGACGAAGCUGCAGCGGGAGCUGCGGCGGCUGCAAUCCGCCUUGGAGGAGCGUGCGUCGGCGUUGGAGGUGCUGCUGGAGGCGAAGGUGGCCCCGCUGGAGGAGGAGGUGGCGAAGCUGCACACCUCGCGCGAGGGCGAAGAUGCCGCGCAGGCGCUCUCGCGGGAAGUGCGGGCGUGCAGGUCGAGGCUUGAGUCGCUCGAGGCCGCCCUCGCCGCGGUGCGCGACGCCGCCGAGCGGGAGCACAGGGAGUACGCGCCGCUUCGCGACUGCAACGCCCUGCGCAAGACGGUGGCGCUGCUCGAGUCGCAGCUGCACGACACGCGCGACGAGGCCGCGGCGCAGCAGCAGGCGUGCGAGGACAGUCAGGCGAAGCUGCGCCUGCUGGAGGGGGAGCAGCGGCGGCUGCGGCAGGCGCUGCUGGAGGUGCAGGUCUCGCUGCGCGACUGCCGCGAGGAGGCGCAGGCGGCCCACCGCACCCUCGCCACCGCGUCCUCCCCGCCAGCGGCGAAGGCCGGCGCGGCCGCUGCAGAGGACGUGUGCCGGCUGAGGGAGAUGCCGACGCCGUCGGUCGAGAUUCGAGAGGUGCGCUCCUCCGACCAGCGCGGCAAGGCGGCGCCGGCGUCCGGCAGCGGGACAACAGCCACGACACCCCGCACGCACCCACAAACCUCCAGCACCGACGUGGUGGCCCGCGGCAAUCGCAAUGACUCCCCCGAGGCGCAGCCGCCACCACCGUCGCUGGAGCAGCAGGAGGACUCGCGGAGAAUCAGCUCGAGUGCGGCCACUGCGAAGACGACGACGACGACGACGACGACGACAACGACGGGGUCGCGCCGAUUGAAAACUUCCGUUGGCGAGGCGGCCGGCCGGCGGCAGGAGAUGGCGUGGUCCGAGGCGGCGAGCGGCAACUCGGCUGACGCGGCAACCCCGCCGGAGCGUGCGCGUGCGGUGGCCGCGGCGCCUGCCCCCGCUGCCGCCCCUCCAGCCACAACGCCCCUCCGCGGCAGCGGCGGCGACCAACGCGCGGAUGCGGGAGAUCUGCCUGCCGGCGCGGUGGCGCAGGCGGCAUUGAUGCAGCCGCCCCACGAGUCGUCCAGCAGCGGCGGCUCAUGGGAGGAGCGGGCGCGUCAGGCCCGUGGGGGUCCGUCGCGGCCGCGGGCGGCGGGCGUCGACAGCGCGAGUGAAGCGGAGAAGAGUCUUGUGGCGCCUUUUACCGCGCCCGUCGAGAAGCGCGCGAGUGCGGCCUCGGUGGCCCCCGUGAGGGCCACGGCAGAGGAAACUCAUCCAGCGAAGCCGACGACCGCGUGGUACGACGACUGGGAUGACAGCACCGAGAGCGAGCAGGUGCCGUCGGCGAAGAACGAGCAGCAGGGCGAGGCGGCGUCGGGGGCUGCUCCCGUCACCGGCGCCCAGCCCUCCUCGCUUGCCAAAAGAAUUUACUUCACGCCGCGCAAAACUUUCGUGACGUCCAGCAAAAAUUCACCAGAGACGGAGGAGGAGGCGACCUCCGUGCCACGCCACGGCGUCGCGACGUCCAACUCGUCGUCCUCCGUCGAACUCAAGAAAAAGGCGGCGACGCCGGCCUCUGCGCCAAAGCGCUUCACGAGCUUUGACGACACCACUUCCGAGGACGAGGAAGAUGAGGAGGAGGAGCGGGCAUGA